CAGCUGAGGGAACAAGCCCCAGGCUCCCAGCCUGGGCCCAGCCCAGAUCCAAGUGCCAUAAAAGGGGCACCUCUUCACCCUGGAGCACACCUCUCUCCGUCUUCCUCCUGGUGCCUCUUCCUCAGGGUCUGCUUGUUGGAAGACGGGAUGGGUAACACGGAGGCCGAGAGGAUGAUGACGGGCUUGCUCCACCUCUACCACCAAUACGCCCAAGACUCAGGGGCUUUGGACAAAGCUGGCUUAUCCAAGAUGCUGCAGGAGAAUUUCCCCACCUUCCUGUCGGCCUGUGAAAGAAAGAGCCCGGAUUUCUUAGAGAAGUUCUUUCAGAAGCAGGACGUGAACCAUGAUGAGAAGAUCCGCUUUCCUGAGUUUCUCUCCAGUGUUGCGACAGUGGCCAUGGAUAUGUACACCGAGUCCCAAGGCCAGAAGCCCUGUUCCGAGGGCUAGAGACCCAGCCCCACCCAGCCCCGCCCAGCCCUGAGGUCCCCACUGAGGCCUGGGGUCAGCAGACCCCAACCAAUAAACUGCUGUCUCCGUUGC
Messenger RNA from Ictidomys tridecemlineatus (thirteen-lined ground squirrel), 540 nucleotides. NCBI's taxonomy places the organism in Eukaryota, Metazoa, Chordata, Mammalia, Rodentia, Sciuridae. The record is from RefSeq and is a predicted model, not a curated record.